This is a messenger RNA of Penaeus indicus, 3616 nucleotides long. RefSeq names its product differentially expressed in FDCP 8 homolog A-like. The record is from RefSeq and is a predicted model, not a curated record. Lineage: Eukaryota; Metazoa; Arthropoda; Malacostraca; Decapoda; Penaeidae. Bases 141 to 1796 code for a protein of 551 amino acids. The transcript is spliced from 12 exons.
UUUUUUUAAAUACACUUUCGGCAUCUGGUAGUGUUACUAGUAUAAGCGACCGAAUGCAAUGUUUUUUUCCUGUCAGAUGUAAACAAAAGUCAGCUGUUUGAGGCAUAAUUGUGGAGAGAAAAACAGAGGUGUCAGUGGUAAUGUCUGACAACACAGUGUGGAAUGUAAGUGAAACUGCCAACGUCUAUAUCACGGGUGUUGUAUCUGGGGUGUCUGGUGUUGCAUCAAGUGUGACACAUGGCGUUGGAGACGUUGUUCACAGUGUUACAUCUGGGAUGGGAGACGUAGUACACAAUGUCUCCCAGGGAAUGGGAGAUGCGGUACAUAACAUGACAUCGGGGGUCAAGCGCCUUCUGACCUACCCUCCGACUGCAUGCCAAACAGAGGAAGAAGAAGAGUGUCCAGGGGUCUUUCCUCCAACUCCAAGAAAUACAUCUGUGUCGCCCAUUUCAGAGCAUCCACAUAGUGAUGUGAGCCCAGGAACUGAUUCUGAGUUAGCUGAAGAAGAGGCAGAGAUUAACAAUGAGUUGGGCAUUACUGAGGAUUAUUUUUCACAACCUGAGGAAAAUGUUUUAGAGCUAAGUAUUGAGGGACUAGAAGCUAGUAUUGAGAAAUGCAAGACCCUAAUCCUGCAGUGUGAGGAGUCCAGCACCAGAAGACGAGCACUUGUGCAUAAGCUGAUAAAAAUAAGAUUGCGUUUACAAGAAGCAAAAGAUGCAGAGGAGAUUGCAUCCACUGGUGUGCUUUUUCGUUUGAGCCAUCAACUCCAGCCCCAAAAGCCUCCUCUCACCCGAGCAUCAAAGCAGUAUUGUGACAAGUGCGCCCAAAUCAUUUGGGGGGUGAUUCAUGUGUCAUACAUCUGUAGCUUAUGUGAGUACCAGUGCCAUGGAAGGUGUGUGGAAGGCAUUCAGCGCAGAUGCCCAAGCGUGAGGGUGAAUGAAGAUGCAUCUUACAUCCUAAGAAUAUGCCCGGAAGUGGGAUUGUCGGCCCAGAAUUAUAAGUGUGCAGAAUGCAAGAUACUGAUUACAAACAAAUUCACUGUUAUCACAAAGCACGGCAGGAAGUUAAAAUGCAGAGCCCAUCCAAGGGGGGUAACAUGCCUUGGUGAUCCCUUCAAGAAAGAGAAUGCCUGGUGUGAGCCCAGAAAGUGUGACUACACUGGUCUUUACUACUGUCCUGCCUGUCACUGGAAUUCCCGUCAAGUCCUGCCAGCAAGGGUCAUCCACAACUGGGACUUUGAGGAGAGAGUCGUGAGUCGUCAAGCAAAACAGUUCCUUCUGCUGAUGAAGAGCAAGCCAGUGCUGCAGAUGGAAAAGUUGAAUCCCCAUCUCUUCAAAUUUGUUGAAGAACUUAGUACAGUUAAGAAACUAAGAGAAGACUUGCUCACCAUGAAACAGUACCUUAGCACUUGUCGCUCCGCUCAGGAAUCUCGGAUACUGCGACAACUUGAAGAGCGGCAGCAUUUUGUGGAGAAUGCACACAUGUAUUCUUUACAAGACUUGAUAGAUGUUAACUCAGGGCUGCUGGUUGACUACCUCAAGAAGAUACAUGGGAACUUUAUGACUCAUAUAAAGAAUGAAUGCCUGGUUUGCCAAGGGAAGGGUUACAUCUGUGAAAUCUGUGAUGUGAGUGAAAUCAUAUUCCCCUUUGACGGUGGGGUAGUUGUAUGUGCCGGAUGCUCAACAGUCCUUCACCACCUGUGUUUCACCUCAAGGAACAGCCUCUGUCCAAGGUGUGUUCGACAAGAAGCAAGAAAGAAAACAGAAACAGACAAAGAGAAAGGAACAGGAGAUUAGGAAAAGGAAUACAAUUUUAAAUGUUUCUUUAGACUUUAGUUAUUUCCUUCUUUUGUUAAUAUUUUGUUGCUGGAGGCAUAAUAUAUAUUAUAUAUAUAUUUGAUGAUUAAAUGUCCGUGUUUUUUUACUGUAUUCUGUGUUCACCUUCCAAAGCUCAUGUCCCAUUUUCAGAAGACACCCACAUGAAUUAUCUCACAAAUAAUAUCUAAAUCUAUUCAUAUUUCUUUGAAAACAAUCUCACUGGAUUUCUCAAAAAUGUCUGUCUUCCAUUUUCUCUCCACUGAUAAGUUACCAAAAUGCUCUCUCUCUCAGCUGAAACCAUUUUUCUCCUAAUAAAGUUUUGUUUUGAAACUACUUUGUUAAUGUCAUUUUCUUCCAUUGUUAUGCUUGUGUCUGUAUUAAUUUUACUUAUCAUUUAUUUUACAAAUAUUUACAGAUAUUAAGUACAUAUAAAUACAUAUAAUAGCAUUAUCAUUCAUACUGGUCAUUCACAGGUAAAAGAAUAUAAAAUAUACAUUUAAGAAUAUCUGUUAGUACCACUGACUCGUACUGUUCAUUAAGAAGUAAAAGAAUAUCUUAUGUUAAUCCUUUUACAUUUAAAGAUAGGAGAUACUGACCUUUUCUUUCUUAUUAUUCAUUCCAAAAUAAAUAGAUUUAUUUCUUUUUGUUUCACUAAAAGAAACUGCCUUACAAAAUGCUACAGUAUAAUCAAACUGUGUGAACCAAAAUGCAGUAAUGUGUGACUUAAAUCACUCACAUGUCUAUGGUUGGAGCUAUUAUGUGAUACAGUGUAAAAGCAUAUUUUUACGAGAUCUAUGAUGAUUUCUAUGUCAGCAAUUUGUAGACUAAUUUUUGCCUUCAGAUGUCUUGGGAAAGCAUAAUUGGAUUUUUUUAGGUCUGUUGAAUUGAUAUUUGUAUUCUCAAUUUUUUAAGUGCCUACUCAUGUUGAAAUGCUGAAAAAGAUGGAAUGAAGCAAUUGAGAGAUUUUGAAGUAUUUAUGAAGUAUGUAAUUAUAACUGUACUUGUAUAUUUUUGUGCUUAUAUUUACUCAGAUCUCUGUGCAGAUGCUAACAGAUAUAAUGUACAAAAUUUCUAUUUUUUUUCCUUUUUUUCUAACUGUAAGGGAAUGUAUUUCGCUGAUAAAAAAGUGUACAGUUUUCAUGUAUUAAAAAUGUAUAGUUUGUUAUUGAUCUUGCAAUGUAAAGAUGCAUAUUUAUCAUAAAUAAUCCUCAUUAACACUUUCCCCUUCUAAAAUCUUUUACCUUAUACUAUGCCCUAUCAGCUCACCCUCUCUACCCUUACACUGCUAUACUACCUUCUAGUACUAUUUAACCUCGAACUUUACCCUAAUCAUUCACUCAUCCCUAAUCCUUUAUGCUACUAUACUUUAACAUAGUGCUGCAUGUCCUUGCUGUGUACCACAUUUAUUUGUUUUAACUAUUAACCAUUAACUAUCGUAGAUAUUCAUGUUUCCUUACCUUACUUUUCUUUCAGGAUAAUUUAAACUUGUGAUAUGAAUAGAAAAUGGAUAAUUCUUUCACAGUUUUCAUUAUACAGCAUUUUGAAUCAGUUCAAAUAUUUUUUUUUUAUUCUGAGAUGCAUAUUUCUGUGUUUGUUCUUUUUUAAUUAUGAUUGUUUUGUGUGUUGAGAAAAGGAAAGAAAAGGAACUAAAGUUAUGAUGUAUACAAAUAGCUAAUCUAAUGGCAGAUUAUUAUAUCAUAUUUUGAAAAGCCAUUACAGUGGAUGAUUUUAAUAUAUUGGGAUGCAGUGUAACAAUGCUUUAAGAUAAACAGAUGAUUAAUAAAAUUUUAGUACAUUUG